This is a messenger RNA of Frieseomelitta varia, 1201 nucleotides long. Its product is annotated as odorant receptor 13a-like. The coding region runs from base 28 to 1194 and encodes 388 amino acids. NCBI's taxonomy places the organism in Eukaryota, Metazoa, Arthropoda, Insecta, Hymenoptera, Apidae. Gene Ontology annotation, biological process: detection of chemical stimulus involved in sensory perception of smell; sensory perception of smell. The record is from RefSeq and is a predicted model, not a curated record. Gene Ontology annotation, molecular function: olfactory receptor activity; odorant binding. The transcript has 7 exons. Gene Ontology annotation, cellular component: plasma membrane.
AGAACAGUCGCGCGAAAACUGGUCACCAUGGACGUCCAACGAGAUUUGAACUAUCAGUGCGGUUGGAAUCGUUACUUAAUGAAGUACAUGGGCAUCUGGCCGAAAGAAAGGAAAUGGAACCGAAUUUCGAGUUACGCCGUCCUGUUACCAUCCCUCACGAUGCUGUGUUUCAUGUGUGCUCCACAAACCGCCAAUUUGCCGUUCAUAGCGCACGACUUGAAUCUGGUGGUCGAGAAUUUAUCGACAAGUAACAUGGUCACCACGAUUGCACUCGUGAAGACCAUAAUUUUUUGGGCAAAUAGCGAAUCAAUGAUGUCCCUACUAAAGUGCAUGGCCAAGGACUGGGCUACGGUGGAAACGAGAACAGGACGAGAAACAAUGAUGAACGCCACGAGGACCAGCAGAAAGACCACGAUAGGGUGCUUAAUGCUGUGUCAGUUCGUAGCCACCUCUUACGUGUUCCUACGAUUAUCUACCUUAAAACAUAGCGACAACAAACUGGUCUAUCGUGGCUAUUUCCCUUAUAAUGUAAGCAUCAGUCCAAGCUACGAGCUGACGAUGGUUGGCCAAACUAUGGCUGGUAUAUACGCAGCUUUGACAUACACAUCCGUGGACACGUUUAUCGUUAUGCUGGUCUUGCACGCUUGUGGGCAGCUGUCAAAUAUGAAGGACGACUUGAGGAACAUUCAUUCGUGUGAUAAGAAGAAUUUGCGAGCGAGAUUGAAGAAAAUUGUUGAGAAGCACAAUUAUAUUAAUGUGUUCGCAGAAACAGUAGAAAAUUGUUUCAACGUAAUGCUUCUGAUUCAAAUGCUCGGUUUCAUCAUUCAAGUAUGCUUCCAGUCUUUUUAUACGAUCACGUCACUUGGGAACAUAUCAGAGCGAUUCAUGAUAUUCCAAAUCAUAUUUCUCAUUAUCUAUACAGCAUGUUUGAUGGUGCAAUUAUAUCUGUAUUGUUACGUGGGUGAAAAACUUACGCUGGAGAGUACGGAUGUAGCUAACACAGCGUACAAUUGCGAAUGGUAUAGUCUACCUUCAAAAGACGCAAGACUACUUAUAAUUAUUAUGUGUCGAGCUAGAGCAUUACCGCUGAAACUUACAGCAGGCAAAUUUUGCUGGUUUACUGUGCUGUUAUAUUCCCAGGUUCUGAAAACCACAAUGUCGUACAUUUCUGUAUUAUACGCAACGAAAAAUUAAUAAAGCG